AUGUUUUUCCAAGGUGACUUGCAGAGUGGUAUCUCGCAGGCGAUUCAGGAGCACAAGCUGGUUGCCUGCUUCGUCAGACAAGGUAUGCCAGCUGACACUACAUUCAUCCUACGCAGUCUAAUGAGCUGUCANGAUGACGACGAGACAAGCCAGAAGUGGGAGAGCGAGUGGUUGGUUGCCCCUCUUGACGCAUCCACAGAUGCAGAUGGACAGCAGUCAUUAGGAGAGCAACUGGGCGACAAGGCAGUCUUGCUUCGAAUCAACGCAGGAUCCGUAGAAGCUGGAUUUCUCGGAGCCUUUUGUUCUCUCGACUCUUUACCGAAGCUUUUAGUCAUACGAGCAGGAUCCGUCGUCGAAAACAUCGACGCAAGCGUCACCGAAGAAGAAUUCAAGAAGCGCAUAACUGCUCUACUACAACCCCCGACGCAACAGCAGCAGCCACCACAAUCGGCCAACCCUAUCCCCCAAGAUGCCGACACGGCCACCGCAGAUGUCAGCCAAGUUUUGUCGAACGUUCCNCUCAUCGGCGAAAGAGGGACAACGCUACGGGAAUCAGACGCGGUACCUCGGGAGACUGCAGAGACCAACGUCCCCAUACCAGCACCUACCAGUCAAGGCAACAAUGCAACCAUGCAACAAUUCCUGACCGAGCGCGGAGCCCGUCUCGAGGCUGAUCGCAAGAAGCAAGAGGAGGCAGCAAAGGAGGCACGUAAGGCUACAGCAAAGGCGCGCAAGGAGGAGGCAGACAAGCAAGCUGCCGAAUCAUCGUCACUGCCUCAGAACAAACAAGAUUGGGCCGACCAGCAACGAAACCGCAACAAAGAGGCGCGUCAGGAGAGGGAGAGAAUCCUCAAGUCAAUCGAAUCUGACAAGGCCGCAAGGAAAGAGAAGGAACGACAAAGAAAACUCGCCGCUCAAGGCGAGCCAUCUACAGCAGCUGCACAGCUACCAGUACAUACUGAUACUGCCCCGGGUAGAAACCCCAGCGUUUGCGCGCUUCAGAUCAGACUGUUCGACGGUAGUUCGCUACGAACUAAGUUUGAUCCUUCCGCGACUCUUGCGACUUCGGUCAGGACAUAUAUUUCACAGAACUCGCAGACAGAUGUCCCGUACGAGUUCCGCCAGAUACUCCUGCCCAAUCCCAGCCGUAACAUUUCGGUCGGCGAAGAGGGCGAGUCACUCAAGUCGCUUGGUUUGACACCUAGCGCGACUCUGGUCUUGGUGCCAAUCAAAGGCUAUACAGAUGCUUAUGCCAGCGGCAGCGGCGGUCUGGUCUCCAAGGGGUUCAAUGCCGGAUUUGGACUCUUGUCAGGCGCGGCAAGCAUGCUGGGAAGCGCCGUNGGGGGUGUUAUGGGCUACGCAUCAAGCACAACCGAGAGACAAGGCCCCUACGUAGCCGGAACAGCAGAUGCCGGCGAGACUUCUAACGUGGAGGGAGACAGAAUGGCCAAUAGGUCAGCUGGCAUCAACAUCCGCACACUUGGUGACCAGAGACGAGAGACGGAACAGAAUACUGAGCUAUACAAUGGCAACCAGGUGAGUACUUUUAAGCAGCCGAGUGCGAAGACAGCGGUGAUUGACGGAACACAGCUAAACUUCGAGCCGCGGAAGAACAAGGAUGGCCAGGAUGCCAAAGAUGAUUGA
This is a messenger RNA of Aureobasidium uvarum, 1644 nucleotides long. The record is from the annotation of a GenBank genome assembly. NCBI's taxonomy places the organism in Eukaryota, Fungi, Ascomycota, Dothideomycetes, Dothideales, Saccotheciaceae.